Messenger RNA from Sorghum bicolor (sorghum), 1260 nucleotides. Its product is annotated as probable pyridoxal 5'-phosphate synthase subunit PDX2. Lineage: Eukaryota; Viridiplantae; Streptophyta; Magnoliopsida; Poales; Poaceae. Gene Ontology annotation, cellular component: glutaminase complex; cytosol. The coding region runs from base 239 to 1006 and encodes 255 amino acids. Gene Ontology annotation, molecular function: glutaminase activity. Gene Ontology annotation, biological process: pyridoxal 5'-phosphate biosynthetic process; pyridoxine metabolic process. The transcript is spliced from 7 exons. The record is from RefSeq and is a predicted model, not a curated record.
CUUCUGGUGUGGCAGCGGCACGUGCACCGAGACGUUUCGAUAUCCCCCGAGUGGUGGGUCUGGCCGCCGCCGCCGCCUCGGCGACGUGCGGCUUCUUCCUCCCCUUCCAUCCCGCUCCCCGUGACGUCACCAACCACUCCGCUCCACUCCACCAGCCGCCUCGCCUCUCUCUCUCCGACCCACCCAUCGACCGGAACGCGCGUCCCGAGGUCGGGGUAGCAGGGUCGGGAGGAGGGCAAUGGCGGUGGUGGGCGUCCUCGCGCUGCAGGGCUCCUACAACGAGCACAUGGCCGCGCUGAGGAGGAUCGGGGUGAGGGGCGUGGAGGUGCGCAAGCCGGAGCAGCUCCUCGGUGUCGACUCGCUCAUCAUCCCCGGCGGCGAGAGCACCACCAUGGCCAAGCUCGCCAACUACCACAACCUGUUCCCUGCACUUCGAGAGUUUGUCGGAGGUGGAAAGCCUGUCUGGGGAACCUGCGCUGGGCUCAUCUUUCUUGCAAACAAAGCAGUAGGGCAAAAAACAGGGGGCCAGGAACUUGUCGGAGGACUAGAUUGUACUGUCCACCGAAACUUUUUUGGGAGUCAGCUUCAAAGCUUUGAGACAGAGCUAUCUGUGCCAAAGCUUUCAGAGAAGGAAGGAGGGAAUAAUACAUGCCGUGGUGUAUUUAUACGGGCACCUGCUAUAUUGGAAGUAGGUCCAGAUGUUGAAAUAUUGGCAGAUUGUCCUGUUCCUGCUGACAGACCCAGCAUUACCAUAUCAUUUGGGGAGGGUACUGAGGAAGAAGUGUAUUCAAAAGAUCGGGUAAUUGUUGCAGUACGGCAAGGGAACAUCCUUGCAACUGCUUUCCACCCAGAAUUGACAUCAGACUCCAGAUGGCACCGCUUCUUCCUGGACAUGGAUAAAGAAUCCCAAGCAAAGGCCUUCUCUGCGUUGUCGAUAUCAUCAUCUUCAAGAGACACUGAAAACCUGCCAAAGAAUAAGCCGCUUGAUCUGCCCAUUUUUGAGUAACGCUACAAACAAGACGGUCAAAAGAUUGAAGAAAGGAAUGAAGAAACUGACCAUAUAUUUAUCAUUAGCUGGUUACAAAAACAAAAGGCUGAGAAUCUGUUUUACUCAGCCGGAAAGUGUUGUCUGGUAGCUAACUGUACCAAUUAAAAUAAUCAUGCUGUGUGUUGUACACAAUUCUUCAGAUAAGCAAAUAUUGUUUUGGAAACUACAAAUUUGCUGUGCAAUGAAAGGUUAUCAGUUGAACAUUGUGAUAA